AUGUUCGAGAAGAAAAAGAGCAAUGAUACAACACCUUUAAUAUUCAUUGCUACGUCUAUCCCGGACUCUGUUUCGGUGGAAGAGGUGCGAAAUGUCGUCCGAAACACGCCCCCGAACAAGAUCAUCGAGGUUUACGUCGGAGACAGCCCCUUGCAAUGGACGACGUGGAGCAAGCAACCUGGGGUUAGCUUGAUGGGCGAUGCUGCCCACUCAAUGCUUCCGACUUUAGCGAUGGGAGUGACGACAGCCCUACAGGACGCCGCAGCUCUCACCAAUUGCAUCGAUAACGCGGAAACGCCGCUAACGGAGGCGUUGAAGGAAUACGAAAACGCACGCCGAGUUCCAUCGGCCACGCUACAGUUGAUAAGCCGUGUUGCCAUGGUGUUCAUUGAAAAUGUAUUGUGCGGCUAAGAAACCGAUUUCUUGUGAAGUAUGAGCAACCUGGUCCUUCAGUCGUGUCGCUGGGUCACGACAGUUAUAGCUCGAUCCACCGAAACGUUUGUCCGUCUAUUCCGAGAGAUAUAUAGCUGGUUGCCCCGGAUGUUCAGUUGCUCACCUCGUGAAAACCAUUGUCCGGCAUGCCACCUGCCGCGGUCUGCCUGUUUGGGGGCUUCUUCUGCUCCUUAUUUUUUGUUGUCGUGUUUGUGUUGAU
This is a messenger RNA of Ectocarpus sp. CCAP 1310/34, 652 nucleotides long. NCBI's taxonomy places the organism in Eukaryota, Phaeophyceae, Ectocarpales, Ectocarpaceae. The record is from the annotation of a GenBank genome assembly.